Messenger RNA from Pseudo-nitzschia multistriata, 670 nucleotides. Lineage: Eukaryota; Bacillariophyta; Bacillariophyceae; Bacillariales; Bacillariaceae. The record is from the annotation of a GenBank genome assembly.
CGCAGAGAGAGAUAAUAGGAGCACUUCUCCAAAUAAACGAAUUAAUUAUAGAACGAUGACCUCCUGUCACGACUCUUCGUCGAGUCUGGAUGAUCAAAAUGAUCGAGGCCGUUCGAUCGCGAAAGGAGGUGUUACAACACCGUAAGUUCGACAGAAGUCGAAACUCAGUCAUAUUUAGAGAUCAUUCGAUGUGACCAGGUUAUUUGACGUUUGAUUUUUUCGUUAAACUUGAUGUUUGACUUUGUUGUGUUUUGAUGAUGAAAAGAGAUCAGAAAGAAACGUUACAUAAUUAUUCGAUUCUCCUCUCAAUAAUUUCCUCAUCGCCACUUUCACAAUUCUCUUCUUCUUCAUUUGAAUUAAGAUUUCCGUGGAAACUUCACAUCAUGCUUGACACUAUGGACGAAACUGGAGAGAAGUCCAUAGUCUGUUGGCAGCCUCACGGAAGAGCAUUCAUGGUUCAUAAGCCAAAAGACUUCGUGCAAGAAGUCAUGCCUCACUUUUUCAAUCAAACGAAGUAUGCUUCUUUCCAACGGCAGCUCAAUCUUUACGGUUUCUCUCGAUUGACUCAUGGACCUGACAAAGGUGCAUACUACCACAAUUGCUUUGUUCGUGGGAAACGGCAUCUAUGCAAAGGUAUGAUCCGUCAGAAAAUUAAAGGGACUAAGGUGCG